This is a messenger RNA of Mesorhabditis belari, 1302 nucleotides long. Lineage: Eukaryota; Metazoa; Nematoda; Chromadorea; Rhabditida; Rhabditidae. The record is from the annotation of a GenBank genome assembly.
AUGAGGGUAGUUUUACUAUUGAUCACCGUGCUCACGUGGGCUGUUCUCUCGCAAGAUGUUCAGACACAACAAAUCAUUCAAGAGGAUCAACAUGUGUUUAUCACCGCUCAGAAUCACGAUCAAGUUCUGCAAUCGGCAACGGUGGUUUUCGUGGCGUUUUGUGCGGAAUGGUGCCCUUUUUCGAGACGAUUGAAACCCGUUUGGGAAGAGGCGGCUAGGGUUUUCAAGAGAGAACACCCGGACAAGAGCGCCGUUUUCGCCAUUGUCGACAGUGUCGCUAAUUCGGACAUCAGUGAUAAAUAUUUUGUCAACAAAUACCCGACGAUGAAAGUUUUUGUGAACGGGGAAAUGGUCACAAAGGAGUACAGAGGAACGCGGUCGACAGAAGCUCUCACGCAUUUCGUUUUGCAGCAACUCUCGACAGCGAUGAACGAGUUUCCGUCACAGGAAUACGUGGAAACCCAUAUGGAUCGCGUGAAGCGAAACGUGAUCGCCUAUCUUGUCGACCGAAACUCGGCACAGGCAGACAAUUUGAAGAAAGUGGCAAUGAUCCUAAAGGACGAGUGUUCAUUUUGGUUAUCCGGCCCUUCUGUUUCCACCCCAUCAGGAGCCGAUCCACAAGGAAAUCUCAUCACUUUUCUCGAUCCAGACUCCGGAGAACAGCAAAAAUACACAUUGAGUCUGGAUAAUUAUGACUUGUUGAAGCAAUGGCUCACCGAUAAAUGCAUUCCGCUUGUGAGAGAAGUUACAUUCGAAAAUGUGGAAGAAUUGACGGAGGAAGGACUCCCGUUCUUGAUCUACUUCAGAGAUACCUCGAAUCGCGAUGGAGAUAGAGUGUUCUCGGAAACAGUAAUUCGUGAGAUAUCCGAUCAAAAGGGAUCUGUCAAUCCUCUAUUCGCUGACGGCAAGAAGUUCGCUCAUCCAUUGAAGCAUUUGGGCAAAACACAGCAGGAUCUUCCCGUUUUGGCGAUUGAUUCAUUCCAACACAUGUUCCUCUUCCCCGAUAUGAACGAGUUGACUGUGCCCGGGAAAUUGCGACAAUUUGUGAUGGAUUUGCAUUCGGGCAAAUUGCACAAAGAAUUCCACGAGUCACUCGAUCAGAAAAUGAUGGAUUUGGCGAAGUUUAAGCAAGAGAAUGGAAUUGAGGACAAUGAUGAGGAACAGAACGGUGAGCGACAAAAGCGAGAGGCUGGUGGACAAGGGCCACCCGGAUUCAAGCCAAAAACCGAUCCUCCACCAUCAGUCUUCAAGGAGUUGAAGCCAAGCGGAAAAAGAUACUCUCUUCUGAGCAAAACCGAGCUG